Formica exsecta is the source of this 4095-nucleotide messenger RNA. RefSeq names its product oxidative stress-induced growth inhibitor 2-like. Lineage: Eukaryota; Metazoa; Arthropoda; Insecta; Hymenoptera; Formicidae. The record is from RefSeq and is a predicted model, not a curated record. The transcript has 8 exons. The coding region runs from base 516 to 2219 and encodes 567 amino acids.
UAUACAUCGGGGACGGGAAGCGCGUAAUCCGCAGUGAAAUAGAGGAAAAUCGAUGGCCGGGACGAGGUGUGUCGGCGACGACGGUCUCGAAAUUUGAACCCUCUCGUUGCCCCGAGUACGGAAACAACGUUGGUCGUGUGAUUUCGCGAGAAGAUCCAGAGAGAUUAUACUUUGAUCUCACACGGCCGAGUCGUCGCUGCCGCUACCGCGUGAAGUUAAUCGCGACCACGCGCGUUCACCAGGUGGAUAUUAUAACAUUCGCCUCGCGAGUGAUUGGCCGUCCUUUAUCAUCAUGAUACGCGAAAACAUCCCUCAGUUUGGCAAUCGCACCAAAAAUGUUUGCGGCACGAAUGUCCAACGGAACCCUCGCGCGACGUAUCGGAUCAGAGUCUGCAAUCCGGAUUAGACGCGAUGAUGCGACAUGCUGGACUGCUGGACAGAUCAGCACUCGAAUAGACCGACGAGUGUGAAUCGCUGUGAAUCUGUUCGAAUCGGAGACGCAAGAAAGAAGAAAAAUGCAGAACGGAUUUAAGAUUGACGAUGAUAUCAUUUAUAAAGAUGUUGUAAUCAUAGGAAAUGGACCCAGUGGAAUAUGCCUAUCGUACAUGCUCGCGGGCAAUUGGCCUUACUAUACCGGCGAACCUCAUCCUGGUGACGAUAUGCUGACGGCGCGACUGCGGUUCUGUAUGACAAAUACCGGCAGCGAGGACCGCGGCAAUACGUAUUCGGAUGAUGCGGUUGCCAACAAUCGGCAUCAAUGCGGCAAGUCUGGCGGCGGCAGAAUACACGGAGGCAGUCUGGCGCGCAGCACACGUUGCAAACUCGAAUGCCUGUCAUCUGGCAUCGAGGGCAGGGGCGGUGGUCGACCGUUGGCCCUUCUCAUGGACCAUCUGCAGCACCCGUGCGUCGAUACCGGCCUCGAUGUGGCCUCGCUCCUCGAUUGGCGGUCCGCCGACGAGUAUCCCGAACACAAAAUCGUGGACCACGUUGUCCUUGGCAAGGGCCAACCCGGCGGCUCCUGGCAGUUUAUGGACCCUAAUGUGCUGACUCUCAGUCUGAGUCGAUGGAUGUCUCUCCCCGACCUGGAUCUGAGGCACUGGGAGAAACUUGUCGAGGCCGAACAGUUACAAGAGUCGGUUUUAAUCGCGGCAAGCGAUGUAUAUACGCGACCAGAAAAAUUAAGCGCUUGCAAGGCGUCCAGCCGGAUUUCCGUAGGCACCGUAGCUGCUUAUUACAAGGACUACGUGCGCAGAAAAGGCUUGAAACAAUAUUUUCGAUGCGGGACUACAGUUACUUCAGUAAGAUCGGAUUCGGACUCGCCCGAGAGUGAGGGAGGAUACAAUUGGAUUGUGGACGGAUACGAGAACAAAAGUGGAAAGCGAUUUCGGUAUCGGUGUAGAAGAGCGGUCCUCGCGACCGGCACGACCGAUUUGUCUAAUCACUUAGGCAUUCCGGGGGAAGACACGCAUCCCGACUGGGUGACGCAUGAUCUCAAUGAUCUUGAAACGCGAUUGGGACGUUUGGUCAAUGAACGUGGUUCAACCGACGAGCAGAUGCAAUCGGUGUUAGUAGUUGGAGCUGGUCUUAGUGCGGCCGACGCGAUUAUGGCCGCACGUUUUCGAGGGAUACCAGUGUUGCAUGCGUUCCGCAAUUCAUCGAGCGAAUGGGGCAAAGAAACCGCCGAGAGAAUAACUACUAGUUACGAUCGACUGCAAUGGCUGCCGAAUUCCAUAUAUCCGGAAUAUCACAAGAUAUACCAGAUGAUGGCUGACGGAGGUACAAAUUAUCCUUUGUACAAAUCACUGCCGGGAUACACGCUCGUCAGUCUCGGCGAGAGUCGCGAGGACGAAAACAUGAAUACAAGAAGGACAGUUACCUUUUCCGCUCCGGACGGUCAACUGCACACGUUCGAAGUAUCUAUUGCGGCUAUACUUAUCGGAUAUAAACCAGAUUUAUCUUACUUGGAAGGUAACGGUGUAGGAUUGGGUAAGCUCGCGGACAAGCUGAUUGAUAGUAAGUCGAAUCCGAUUGAAAUUGAUGAUUUCACAUACGAGGUGACCAAGGCGCCGACAAAGGGAUUUUACGCUCUGGGACCUCUAACCGGUAACAACUUUGUUCGCUUUGUUCUGGGCGGUGCGCUUGGAAUUCUUGCACAUAUCCUGUGCACCACAACAUCUGAGAAAUCUGUCAGCCGUUCAUGCGAACCGAUCGUGUCUUAGCAAAGUUGUUUUAUAUACAAGCGUAUUGAAACAAUUGUGUGAUUUCUACUGCUCAAUUCGUGUGAAUGCUGAAAAACUUAAUUUACACACAGUUCUAAAUAUUUAGAAGAUUAAUUUAGGUAAAUCGGUUUAUACAGAUACUGUUAAAAUUAUUUUUGUAUAAUAUUUUUUUGCAUAUGUUAGUCCUUCAUAAGAAAAUUUAAUCGAUAUUUAAGUGUAUAUAUCAUAACUAUUUAAUUGUUUCAUCGAAAUAUCUCAUAGAUCAAGAUAAAGAACAAAUAGGUCAAUGUUUAUUUGUUGGAUAGCAUACAAUGUAAAAAAAGAUAACAAUUUAGAUGCUAUCUUAUUGUUAAAUCUGUUUUAGAUCCAUUUGCGUUUCUUAACAUUCCAUUUGAUAAGAGAAUUAUUUAUAGAAAACAGGAACAACGAUAUAAUUACAUAAUUCAUCAUCUACAAUUCAUUCUACAAUUGAAAAUUACGCACGAUAGCCUUUGUACAAAUAUGCCACUCCUCUCCUCAUAGAGUAAAUGAAAAUAUAACCUGUAUCAUAACUAGUUUUAUAAAAAAUCGGAUAACAUACAACGAAACCCUUGACAUACAUUCUUUCCGAAUUAUUGAAUAUGUUUAGGAUUAUUCUUUUAAUGAAUAAUUAAAUUAAAUAUCUUUUUAUGCACAUCUACUUAUACAUACAUUAUAUGUAUUUUAUGAAUACUUUUAAUCAUUUUUAUUUUUAUGUGUGGAAUUAUAUGUUCUUACCAGAGUAAUCAAACUGUUGCAUUAACAUAUAAGCGCGUUUCUACAUUUUGCAUUAUUAUUUUUAAAGAAUUUGUGAAUGAGAACAAAUUUCGUAAAGUGAAUCCAGUGAUUAUCGUAUAUUAAUUUUUAUGUAACAUCUUUAAUUUGCUGUAAUAUGCCUUUCUUAUUAAUAAGCUGUGAUUACUCUUUAGUAGAUUUAGGCUAAUGCCCUAUUAUUAAUUUGUAUUAUAUUAUUAAUUGUUAUUAAUAUGUAUUUUAUACAUAUUAAUAUGUAUUUUAUACAUCUCAGUAAUACCACCUCUAUUUAGUACAAAAUAUUACCAUUAUUGUUAUUACUUAAUAUUAUUUUUAUUACUCAAUAUUAUUUCUUAUUUUUUAUUACUUAAUAGUGCUUAUUUAUACUUAAUUUACAUGCUUAUCUUGUUGUUUGCAGUUUAUAUGGUUUUGUUUACGAUAUGCGGUAUAUAUACAUAUAUUACAUUAAGUUUAUUUUAUUUAACGAUAUAUGUUAAAGAAAAAGAAAAACAUUCUACUUUUUGUAUCUUUAUUAUAAUUUUUAUAUAGUGAAUGAUAUUCCAUUAAAAUGCAGAAAAUAUUCUUUUUUCAUAUUACAAAAACGUACAAUGUGUAUAAAUUAGUAUGGUACAUUAUACAUACUGUAAUAAAAAGCCUAAUGUAUUUAACAUAACAAUGUUACAACAAAUUUGUAAUUAGGAGCAAAGCAAAGUGCUGCUAUAGCGUACACAAAAGAUGAAGUGAACAUUGAGAAACCUGUUGAUUUGUAUAGCAUAGUAACAUAUGCGUGAAAUUUUUAGAAGUUUUAUUGAUACAAGAAUUGUGUGUGAUAUACUGAUUAGCUAAACAGUAAGACAGGGGGAUAAAGCAUAUGUAUAAAUAUAACGAAAAUACUUAUAAUACACAUCUGUGAUAGGAGGUGCAAUGUUCAAAAAGUUGCAAUGAAAUAGAAAAAAUUAAAUAGAACAAAACUUGAGCGUAUUAUAUUUAGUUGUAAAUAUACAUAUUUUUACACAUAAGAACUAUCGAUUUAUAUAUAUAUAAGAAAUGUGGUUCUGUUAAAAAAAAAGGAAAAUAAGGAUGAUUGCGCCUGUUCCUUAGAGGA